CCAGUUUUCAAAUUUCAAUCAUUACAUUAUUGUAUCACUUUUCAAUAAAAAAAGUUUUUCUUUCAUAAAAAUGGCUUUCGUAAAAAGUAUUGUCGUAUUACUUGCAGUAAUUGUUUGUGCUAAGGCUGUACCUUUUGUAUACUUACGAGACAAUGGAGCACAAAUAUUCCAACCCCUACUACCAUCAAUUCCAGUAAGCUACUACAGUAAUGUUUUAACUGGAGCAAGUGUCCUACAAUAUCCUGUUGCAACCAGCACACUCAUAAGUUCUUACCCAUCAGUUAUCCAAUAUGGCGUCCAACAACCCAUUAUAGCGAAUAAUGGAUACAACACAAACCAGAUAACGAAUAAUCAAAUAGCUCCAGUAGAAAUUAACUUACCAGCAAAUUGUUGAAAAUAGAAAGAAACUCAAUUUAUAGACUUAAAAAAUGAAUUGAUCCGUCCAAAAAUCAUAAUACCAUAGGGUUGAAAAAAUCUUCGGUUUCAGACUGGAGUCUCCUAUUUUCAAGGCGUGUCUUUGCUUUCUGAACAAAGUUAAAAAUUCUCCAGAUUUAAAGUAGCCCGACUGUUCGAGCAAGUACGGUGAAUGUUUUUUUUUUGCGGUAAAUGAUUCAAAGUCCCUUGAUCGCAAUAAACAAAGUUUUGGGGCCACUUGCGGAAAAAAUUUGAAUUAUUUCAUUUUAAAAUUGUGAC
This is a messenger RNA of Chrysoperla carnea, 693 nucleotides long. RefSeq lists its product as uncharacterized. The coding region runs from base 71 to 394 and encodes 107 amino acids. Lineage: Eukaryota; Metazoa; Arthropoda; Insecta; Neuroptera; Chrysopidae. The transcript has 3 exons. The record is from RefSeq and is a predicted model, not a curated record.